AUGGCUCCAGGUGCCGGAGGCAAGAGGAAGAAAGUCGAGAGGUCAUGGUCCUCUGACUCGAACAACGACGGUCAACGGCCCUCGCCCCAUCGCCCCGGGAAUCUCAACAUGGCGCAACAUAACCACAGCUCGCAGUCUCCUCAGUCUCGUGACUUUUCAGACGGGCGUGGACGACUACGUAGGCAACCGAGUCGUGGUGGACGGCAGAACUCUGGUCGCGGAUCGAGUAACGAUGGUCAAAAUUUUACGGGUAGUCGAAAGGACGGUGCAAUGUCUCCUCCGGAGCCUGUUGGGAAAGAUGCGUCAGACCAAAGCAAAACGAAUGGAACAAAAUCGGCCCCAGCUCAGUCACAGUCCUCCCAGUCUCCUGCGCCCGCCGCGGGCCCGGCGCAGUCACCACAGCAGCCGUCGCAAUCUCAGUCUCAAACCCAACCAACUCCAACACCACAAUCGCAUAUGUCGCCGGCUAUCCCAGCGCAACCUGCAAAGAAGCCGUUACCGCCGUACCAAUAUGAAUAUAUCACUGACGACACGAAGGAAAAUUGGACGGCAAGUGGGCGACAGGCGAUUGUUGAGAGCGGGAUGCAGGCAAGGAACGAUGAGGACAUUGUGGUGCUAACAUCUAUCUACCAAGAACUAAUUUGGUGCGCGCUUGAGGAAAGGUUGCCGGCUGAAGAAGCGGGAGCAACGAUCAAAGAUACCCUUGGAGAAGAGGUCGCGACUGAUGAUGUUGACAUGGAUGCCCGGGAGCAGCCACCAUCCUCUCUUGAUACUCGCGCCCUUUUCCUUGACACCUUGUCAAUCGUGACCGACUUCGAUACCGCACAUUAUGCCCUGAAACCUCUAGUCUUUUCAACCGGAAUUAGCCCUGCGCUAAUGCGCCUCCAACUCGAAACACCCCUCCUUCAGUCGCUCGGCCUUGUCCGUGAUACGUUCGCGCGCAUGGGCAUCCGGAAACAGACCAAUCUUCUUUACCGACAGUCAAACUAUAACUUGUUGCGUGAGGAAUCCGAAGGGUACUCCAAGCUAAUAACCGAGCUCUUCACGACGAGCAACAAUGAACCACCUACUAGCGAGGCUGUCGAGGAUACAUUCGAAAGGGUCAAAGCGAUGAUCGGUGCUUUCGAUAUGGAUGUUGGUCGUGUUUUGGACGUGACUCUGGAUGUAUUUGCCGCCGUACUGGUCAAGCAAUAUCGUUUUUUCGUGAAGCUCCUACGAGCAAGCUCCUGGUGGCCCAAAGAGGAGGGGCACGUCAGUGAUGCGAAGGCGCGCGAAUCUGGUCUCCCAAAUUGGGCACUGCCAGGAUCGCCUGGGUGGCAAACAACCGACGAGGAACGUGCGGCAGCUACAGAGGCAAAUUCCCAACGAGACGGUGAAUUCUGGGCUCGAGUUCGGGAAAUUAAGAUUCGAGCUUUCUUUGAAAUAGACAGGAGGCCCGUCUCAGAAGCAGAGCUCAAUAAAUUGCUUCCCGAGUCUCAUAAUCUAACCCCUGAGGAGGCUGAUACUCGCAGAUGGAUUCAAGAAACAGGCACGUUGCCACCCAAGGGAAGCCGAGUAGCUGCACAGCUUCUUGGCUUCAAACUCCGAUUCUACUCAUCCCCAGCCCGGGCAAAGUCAGAUGUCCUGCCAGAUAACCUCAUUUAUCUUGCGGCCCUAUUGAUUAAAGUUGGCUUCAUCUCUCUCCGUGAUCUAUACCCUCACCUCUGGCGACCUGACGAUACGAUGGACGUCUUGAAGGAGGAGAAACUGAAGGAAAAGGCAGAGAGGGAGAGAGCAGCGCGGCCUGGGGGUGGAGUCAACGCUCUUAUGGCUGCCGGUGCACUCUCAGAUGACAUGCUACCAAUUCCACGUCUUCGCGAGUCAGAGGCUCGAUCAUCGACUCCAGGGAAAGACAAAGAAUCCGAGAAAUCUGCUGCGAAAGCGGAGGAGAACGAAUUGCUGGAGCCUUCAGACCAAAAAGUUCUUCUGCUGAAGAGUCUACUUGCUAUUGGUGCCAUCCCCGAAUCUCUCUUCAUACUGAGCAAAUUCCCCUGGCUCAUGGAUGUUUACCCUGAGCUCCCUGAGUUCAUUCACCGGAUUCUCCAUCACUGUCUGGGCAAGGUCUACGCUUCCGUGCGCCCGCUACCACCGAUUGACGAGCUUCGAGAACAGAAGCAAAUACCGAGUCAUGAUCAGGCGGGUGUACCGAAGGGUCAAAUAAGAUUAGCACCGGCGCCAGCCAGACGGGUACUGCGAUGGGCGCAGCUUGAUAAAGAAGAUACGAACGAUGGAACAGAUUACAGGUUCUACUGGGAUGACUGGUCGGACAAUGUUCCAAUCUGCCAGUCUGUUGACGACGUAUUCGCCCUCUGCGAGUCUUUGCUAAACCUCUCCGGCCAUAAGAUUGGACAAGAUCCUAGCCUUUUGACAAAAUUGGCAAGAAUUGGCAAGAACAGUCUUGUUAAAGAUGAUUCUGCAGACAAUAGGACUCGCUGGCUAGACCUCUGCAAACGAUUAUUGGUCCCUGCGCUCAGUCUUACCAAGGAGAAUCCCGGUGUGGUCAAUGAAGUCUUCGAUCUUAUUAGCUUCUUUCCCCGGGAUACUCGGUACAAUAUGUAUGCCGAGUGGUAUUUUGGUCAAACUUCUCGACUUCCUGACAUCCAGUCCGCUUUUGAUCAAGCUCGAGCGGAAACGAAGGACGUUCUAAAGAGGCUGAGCAAGACCAAUAUACGUCCAAUGGCUCGGGCAUUGGCAAAGAUUGCCUUCGCCAAUCCUGGUAUUGUGAUCAAUGUCGCUAUAAGUCAAAUCGAGUCGUAUGAAAACCUUAUCGAAGUCGUCGUGGAGUGUGCUCGCUAUUUCACCUAUCUCGGUUACGAUAUCCUUACAUGGGCCCUCAUCAGUUCACUCGGUCAGAAGGGCCGAAGCCGAGUUCAGAAUGGCGGUCUUCUCACCAGCCGAUGGCUCAAUGCCUUGGCCACCUUUGCUGGCAGAACAUUCAAACGAUAUUCAGUCAUGGACCCGACUCCUGUGCUACAGUACGUCGUUGAGCAACUUCGCCAAAACAACUCUACAGACCUCAUUAUCUUGGAGCAGAUGAUUAGCUCCAUGGCUGGAAUCAUUACCGAUACGAACUUCAAUGAUUCUCAGAUCCAGGCAAUGGCUGGUGGCGAGGUCCUACAAUCACAGACCAUUCUUCAGUUAUUGGAUAAACGACAUGAGUCCAAGACUACUUCGAAACGACUUAUCAAAUCACUCACCUCUUCAAAGCUCGCUGGCCAGCUCCUAAUUGCCAUCUCCCAGGAACGUCUUACCUGUAUCUUCAAGGAAUCAGAGACAUCGUCUGAGCUCAAGUUACUCGGUAAUGUAUUCGAUGAGAUCCACCGGAUACUAGCACAAUAUCUGGACCUCCUUCGCAGCAAUUUAUCAGUUGAAGACUUCGAUUCGUUUGUCCCCGAUGUUGCUUCUCUCGUUAGGGAUUUCGGUAUCCAGCCGGAGAUUGCUUUCUGGAUCCGACGUGCAAGCGUUGCUCAAAAGCUUAUUGAUUUCGAUAAGGAAUCACAGGAUGCAGCGAACGCAGUCAAAAAGGAGAGCCAGGACAAGGAUGUCCCUGCUUUGAAGGCAGAGGUGGAAAAAAUUGAGGGAACAGAUGUUGGCGAGAGAGAGACUCCGGAAGCCGGUCCUUCAGGAGAGGGCGAAAUGGAGGUUGAUAAGGAACAACCUUCUCAAGACACUGAGACGACCCCAGAGGAAAAGCCCUCAGUUGUGCCUGGCUCGCCCGAAUCCCCUCCUCCAAACCCCAUCGUGCAAGAUCUUCAAGACCAAGUCAAAGCUGUUUUACCCCAGGAGGCCUGGGGCACUGUCGGCCUACCAUUUUAUGUCACUUUCUGGCAGCUCUCGGUUUACGACGUGCACAUUCCUCAGAAGUCGUAUGAAGAAGAAAUUGAACGACUGAAGAAGAAGGUCAUCACAAUUGGCAACGACAGAUCGGAUAUCAGCCUCGCCGGAACUCAGAGAAAGGAGAGGGACAAAAAGCAAGUCACCCAACUACAGGAUCGAAUCCUGGAAGAAAACAAAGCGCAUCUUCUGGCGUAUGGUCAAACGAGGUCCAAGUUACAAAAAGAAAAGGAAAACUGGUUCGUUGGUAUGCGGGGGAAGGCCGAUUCUCUUCAUAUCGCUCUGCUGGAGCAAUGUUUUCUGCCUCGUCUUCUGUUGUCCCCUAUUGAUGCGUUUUACUGUUUCAAAAUGUUGAAAUUCCUCCACACCACCGGUGCUCCCAAUUUCCGCACUGUCGGUCUGCUUGAUCAGUUAUUCCGGGAGCACAGGCUCACUGCCCUGAUUUUCCUAUCUACGUCGAGGGAGGCUGAUAAUCUCGGUCGCUUCUUGAACGAGGUUCUCCGUGACCUUGGACGCUGGCACGCUGACCGAACUAUUUACGAGAAGGAGGCUUUUGGAACGAAAAAAGACCUCCCCGGAUUUGCUAUGAGUGUUGAUCCCGAGGGCAAGCCUACAAACUUCCUUGAUUAUGAAGACUUCCGUCGACUGCUUUACAAAUGGCACCGGCUCAUCUCUUCCGCGCUGAAGAUUUGCUUGAAUGGUGGCGAAUACAUGCACAUUCGAAAUGCCAUCAGUGUGUUGAAAGCCAUCGUCCAGAACUUCCCAGCUGUCAAUUGGAUCGGCCGAGAUAUGCACACCGCUGUGAACAACCUGAGUCAGAAUGAUGAACGAGACGAUGUAAAGAUUCCCGCUGCCUCUUUGAUUGGUGAUCUCAACCGCCGAGAAAAGAAGUGGAUGCUACCGCAGGCCUUUAUGAUUAGCAACCAGCCAAUUCCCAAGGGAAGUCAAACAGAAAAAGCUGGAAAAGGACCUGGUUCUCGGCCCCAGUCCACUACCCCGACUCCUUUCAACGCUGCGGCACCAGAGUUCAAGCCCGGACCCGCUGAAUCAAAGGGCGCCACGAAUACAGAGGGCCCAACAAGACAGGAAGUGGAGGAUGGAGAGAUUGAGGAUGCAAAAAUGGCUGAUGCCUCGAAAGAUGGUACGGAUACCCAACAGCCAUCACAGAAGCCAACCGAACCCGAAUCGCAAGACACAGACCAAACAACUAGCCAAACGUCCGCUACCGAAGGACGUCCAACCAGUGGCCAUGAUACGACAUCUAGGGAAACCACAAAUAGCCAAGGUCGUAGGGGUGACAGUCAGUCACGACCUUCUCCCGGUCCUCCCCAAGCAACCCCUAAAGGUCCUGAUCAGCGAAGACAAUCGAAUCUUCCAAAGCCACCCGACUCAGACCGAACACCAGGCGGAGGUCAAGCGCCACGUUCUCAACAGCAUACACCGUCUCAUCCUUACCGAGAUGAUAGGAGGCUGCCACCGCGGCCUGAUCUUCUAGAGGACCGACGGGACCGUCUGUCAGACUACGGCCGGGGUGGCCGUAUGCCCGCGGACCACGGUUAUGGUCGCUCGUUUGAGCCACCUAUGAGUGACAGUCGAGGUUUUGGACGUCUGGACAGGGAUUUCCCCUCUAGACCGCCCCCAGAGGAGCCUUUCCGUGGGCCUCCUUAUCGGGAUGGAGCUGAUAGGUCUGGUCGCCUCCGCCCUCCAGAUUCCCGUGACAACCUUCCUGGGCCCCCUGGUCCACGACCCGGCCCUCAAACACAUCCUGAUCGUGCGGAUCUUAUCCAUGAUGCCCCGGAUCGUCCAGGAGACGGGUAUCGCCGUGGAGAAAGGGACGACCGGAGAUCUUUGCCAAACAGGCCCGCAUCCCCCCCAAAGUUAGAUCUCCCUAAUCGCCCAGAACGGUUCCCAGAUAGCCGCAAACCUCCUGGUCAUAUCCAGCCAUCGCCCCGUGGCGAAGAUUUGCCAAGGGGACCUCGCAGUGAUCGGUUGCCGCGGCCUCCUGUUGAAGGUCCCGACUCACGCGAUUCUGGGCCCGGGACCGACCUUCCUCUAGGACGAUCACGACAAAGCGAUCUAAUGUCAGAUAUCCCCUCUGGACCAAGAAGCAGGACGGCUUCUGGCCGAGGUCCUCGCAAUCCUCCUGCGUCGGGCCCGCCUAGCAGUGGCCCUACAGACCGGCCGACGCCAACAGGUCCUGGACGGCAAGGAAUGCGAAACGAGCAAACACCCGGUGCUACCUCAUCUCCUACGGGUGAAAAGCUGGAAGCAAGUGGGAUUCAUCCUGACCGGCUCAAAGCCUUGCAAUCUCAGACCCCAGACAAUUCACGGUCCAACCCGCCCGGAAAACCCGCUGUUGUUCCUCCUUCGGGACCUCGUGGCGGGACGGGGGGAUCAUCACCCAUAAGCCGUGGACCACCAGCUGGGCCAGGCUUUGGCGGCGAGCGCGGACGGGGUGACAAACGAUUUGCCGGUAUCAACAAUAUGCUCCAGCAGACUGGAGGUCCUCCAGAACGUGGACCCGGUCCAACUAUUCGGGGUCGGGGGGCAAAUCGUCCACCUGGUAGCGCUCGGCCUCCAUCACCACCUCCUCCAGGCGGAGACGCAGGCUCCCGCUCCGGAUUGUCAACCCCGAACAGGCCCGACCUUCUUCCGGGAAGGACACCUGGUCAUCCUGAAGACGAUGGACACCCACGAAGCCGACUAAGCACCAGCGGUCGUAAUGAGCCUACGGAAGAUGUUAACCCUGAUGGCCGCCGGUCACAACGCUAUUCAGAACGGGACAAUGAAAGGGAGCGGGAUCGACGUGGAGGCGAAGAUGAUGGGUCACGAAGCAGUAGUCGGCGCGAGGACGGGCGUGAUCGUAACCGUGAGCGAAGUCGAAGGAGUGAUGCGCCUACUGGGGCCCCUCGAGAAGAGCGGUAUGAAUCACGCGAAGCGUCCCGCCGUGGAGUCAGCUCUCGUGAAGAUAAUAGACGGCGGCGUGAUCGUGAUGGUGGCCCAGAUGCGUCGCAAGAACAUGAAGGACGUCUCCGCCCUCCGUCAUCGCACGGCGGACAACCUCCUCCUCCACCACCUCCGCCGCCGCCGCCGCCUCCCGCUGGACCAGACGAGGAACGACGCUGGGGUAGUGGCGGGCGAGAGCCACGAGACCGCGAUCGCGACCGGAAUCGUGAUCGCCCUCCGCGCGAACGGAACUAUGCUCGCGAGAGCGGCGGUGGAGGCGGACCUCAUCGCAAGCGUGGACGCCCAGGAGACGAUGGCGGACCUAAUGAUGGGAGCAACCGCAGCGGUGGACGUGGUGCAGGCGGCGAAAACAAGCGCCCUCGACGAGGGGCUUGA
Messenger RNA from Aspergillus puulaauensis, 7215 nucleotides. RefSeq names its product putative THO complex component (Rlr1) (gene THO2). Gene Ontology annotation, molecular function: mRNA binding. Gene Ontology annotation, biological process: mRNA export from nucleus; mRNA processing. Bases 1 to 7215 code for a protein of 2404 amino acids. The record is from RefSeq and is a predicted model, not a curated record. Lineage: Eukaryota; Fungi; Ascomycota; Eurotiomycetes; Eurotiales; Aspergillaceae. Gene Ontology annotation, cellular component: THO complex part of transcription export complex. The transcript has 2 exons.